AAUGUCAAGUACUUCUAACCUCAAUUUGACAAUAAAUAAUUUUUAUUUUCGAAUAUUUAUUUUCUUUCCAUAAUUUUAUAUUCAUAUAAUACUAUUUCAAAAUGGAAUUGGUAUCCAAGAGAGCAUUUCUUCAAAUGGUAUCACCCCUAAUACAAUUCAAACGCUUUCGAGGAAAAAUAAAUAUUCAAAGACCCAGAUUACCUCAUUUUGAGAAGGCAAAAUAUUUGGCAUUCACAAAACCAUGGUUUAUUAAUCCAAAGAAAGAUAAGUCACAAGUUGAAUUGUGCAAAGGUUUUGGUGAAAAGUUGUUUGAGAAGGAUAAAGAAAACCCAUUUCAAGAGAUUAUAGCACAAGAGCUCCGUAGAUGGCUCACUACCUCUAGAUUAGUAGUAUUUUAUCAUCAUAAUCCCAUGAAUGCAGAAGAUGAGUUCAAGGCAUAUGUUAUGUUCAAAAAACAGAAAAUGCAUUUCAAAAAGUAUGGUAAAAGAACAUUGGAGAUGGCAGUUGGUGGUACUCCUUAUGAAACAAUAUUAGACUUGUAUGUAUCACACAAUAUGACUGUGUUCAGUCCAGAACCUGAAAUCAAGAAAAUGUUGAAUAUAACAAAGAAAUUCCCACAGUUAGUUCUGCUUGCUGGAAUAUUGGAAGGAAAAUUAGUUAGCAAAAAUGACCUCGUCAAAUACAGUAUGAUACCAAGCCUCCAGAUGGCACAAGCAGGCUUAGUGCAGACCAUCAAUAGUGUAGGUAGCCAACUAGUUAGCAAUUUGAAUAGUCAUCAGAACACUUUGGUAUCUCAUCUAAGUGAAAGGGCAAAACAACUGGAGGAAGAUAAAUAGUGUAAUUAUUGUUUAUUAAAUAGAACAUCAUAAUAAUAUCACAUCUAUUUUUUCCCUUUCUUACUCUUGCUUUUUUCUUUCUUCAGCUUAUUCUUUUUGUCCUUUGUAUCCUUGGUAGUCUUGACAGAUUCAUUUUUGGCAACUAUAUCUGGCUCAAGAUCGUAAUGUAAGAAAAGAGCAAAGUUUGGCAGUGAGAGGAAUCUUAUUAGGGGCAAGUUCCUCAGGUACAGCUUGCAGAACAAUUCCAAUACUAUAUUUGUUUCUUUGUGAGAAAGAAAUCGUGAACUGUGUGGAGGAAACUGAAAAUUUUAGGUUUCAGGUAUGUAUCUGAUUCCAGUUGAUGUGGAAUAUACCAGGUUACAACAUAUAAUCGUCAGACAAGCCAUAAUUUCCAAAGUUCCAAGGGAAUGAGAUUCUAACAUGGUUGGGUUAUUGAAUCUUAACUUUGGAAAUCUAAAUUUGUUCAAAUGCAAUAUCCAUUUUUAUAUCCUUGAAUGCUGGAGAAGAUUAUGAGUAUCAUCACAUGAUCUUAAUUGAAACGAGCUCAUUUGAUUUUUCAGAAUCAUUUGAGACACUCCUACCAAAGAUAAUGCAAACCCAAGAUAGGCACCGUAAAUGUAAGAAUGGGCAACACGGCAACACUCAAGUUUGGAAAGAACAGCAGAGCGGUUUACCACUGUGCGCAUCUGUUCAUUAUACUAUUUGCGAUAGAAAAUAAGCGUACGCCACCUAUCGGAGUUCUUGGAAGCUGUCAAAGCGGCAUGUUCACUUUUCGCGAAUUUCAUUGGCAGGAACUGGUGGAGUGUUUCUGAACUCAAUAUAUAUGUUUCCUUCUUACUCGCAUGUUUUGAACAGAGAAAUAUACACUCAGUGGAGAAACACUUCACCAGUUCCUGCCAAUGGAAUUCGCUAUUUGUUUUCAUUGAUUCACAUUUGUUUUUUGUUCGUGCUUAUUGGCCAUAUUAUCAUAGACCACUCAGAAGGGUUCAAGUUGUUGCCGUCAGGUGGGGUGACGUGUCAUUUUCUAUCGCGAAUACGCCGUGUAUUUAACACUUGCGUUUGCGGAGUCUGCGUCAUAAAAUGGAAUAGUGGUGGGGACUUCGCGUAAUCCCGUUUCAGUCAUAUCAAUAUUGCCGGAUUGUGCUGAUUUUCUUCAACUUGAGGAAGAAAAGAACUCAAUGAUCUUGAACUGAUAACCCAAAGGAAGGAAAAUAUCCCUCCUGAAUAAAAAAGCACACUACUUUUUUUGAACGAUCCAACUUUAAUCCGCCUAGAUGAACCUUCUUCCUAAAGAUUAUAUUUUUCGGAAUAUCACUUGAGAAAACAGAAAUAAAAAAAAGCCGUUUGUCGCAGGCAUUGAACCCGGGUCGCUGACGUGGGAUCCAUAGGCACAGUCAACUACGUCACAUGAGUCGUAGUAACGGUGGUAGUAUGAAGAUAUUUAUCAGGUACCUCUUUUGUCUCUGGGCGCUAGUAUUCGGAUUCGAAUGAAGAACGAUAACUAGCAACGCUGCACUCCCCCCACCAUUCUAAAAUUUAUGGCAAGUAUACUCCCCAGACGCUACUGUAUUCACCGACU
This is a messenger RNA of Phaedon cochleariae (mustard beetle), 2415 nucleotides long. NCBI's taxonomy places the organism in Eukaryota, Metazoa, Arthropoda, Insecta, Coleoptera, Chrysomelidae. The record is from the annotation of a GenBank genome assembly.